This is a messenger RNA of Cebus imitator (Panamanian white-faced capuchin), 3858 nucleotides long. It is a transcript of the gene NEDD1, whose product is annotated as NEDD1 gamma-tubulin ring complex targeting factor. Gene Ontology annotation, biological process: microtubule nucleation; mitotic cell cycle. Lineage: Eukaryota; Metazoa; Chordata; Mammalia; Primates; Cebidae. The transcript has 15 exons. The record is from RefSeq and is a predicted model, not a curated record. Bases 222 to 2204 code for a protein of 660 amino acids. Gene Ontology annotation, cellular component: pericentriolar material; spindle pole; ciliary basal body. Gene Ontology annotation, molecular function: gamma-tubulin binding.
CGGAGGUGCUGGGAUCUGCGGGGCGCCGCCCGCCGCGUCCGUGCACCUUCCGGAUCCCAGGGGCCCCCGUGUCCCCCUCAGAGGGCGGGGCGGAGGUCCUUGGGCUUUGCGCGCCACAAGCAGUUGCCUGGCAGGGGCGAAGCGGCGCGCUGAGCGCUGAAGCGUCCCGGGAGCAGCGGGCCGAGGUCGCGCACCUCCCGAGAGGCGGCCCAGGCGCAGUCAUGCAGGAAAACCUCAGAUUUGCUUCAUCAGGAGAUGAUAUUAAAAUAUGGGAUGCUUCAUCUAUGACAUUGGUGGAUAAAUUCAACCCACACACGUCACCAUGUGGAAUCAGCUCAAUAUGUUGGAGCAGCAAUAACAAUUUUUUAGUAACAGCAUCUUCUAGUGGCGACAAAAUAGUUGUUUCAAGUUGCAAAUGUCAACCUUUUCCACUUUUAGAGCUUGCUGAAGGGCAAAAGCAGACAUGUGUCAGUUUAAAUUCUACAUCUAUGUAUUUGGUAAGCGGAGGCCUAAAUAACACUGUUAAUAUUUGGGAUUUAAAAUCAAAAAGACUUCAUCGAUCUCUUAAGGAUCAUAAAGAUGAAGUAACUUGUGUAACAUACAAUUGGAAUGAUUGCUACAUUGCUUCUGGUUCUCUUAGUGGUGAAAUUAUUUUGCACAGUGUAACCACUAAUUUAUCUAGUACUCCUUUUGGCCAUGGUAGUAACCAGUCUGUUCGGCAUUUGAAGUACUCCUUGUUUAAGAAAUUGCUACUGGGCAGUGUUUCAGAUAAUGGAAUAGUAACUCUCUGGGAUGUAAAUAGUCAGAGCCCAUACCAUAACUUUGACAGUGCACACAAAGCUCCAGCUUCAGGCAUCUGUUUUUCUCCUGUCAAUGAAUUGCUCUUUGUAACCAUAGGCUUGGAUAAAAGAAUCAUCCUCUAUGACACUUCAAGUAAGAAGCUGGUGAAAACUUUAGUGGCUGACACUCCCCUAACCGCGGUGGAUUUCAUGCCUGAUGGAGCCACUUUGGCUAUUGGAUCUUCCCGGGGGAAAAUAUAUCAAUAUGAUUUAAGAAUGUUGAAAUCACCAGUUAAAACCAUCAGUGCUCACAAGACAUCUGUGCAAUGUAUAGCAUUUCAGUACUCCACUACUCUUACUAAGUCAAGUUUAAAUAAAGGCUGUUCAAAUAAGCCCACAGCAGUGAACAAACGAAGUGUUAAUGUGAAUGCUGCUAGUGGAGGAGUUCAGAAUUCCGGAAUUGUCAGAGAAGCACCCGCCAUAUCUGUUGCCACGGUUCUACCACAACCUGUGACAUCAGUUGUGGGGAAAGGAACGGUUGCUAUUCAAGAAAAAGCAGGUUUGCCUCGAAGCAUAAACACAGACACUUUAUCUAAGGAAACAGACAGUGGAAAAAAUCAGGAUUUCUCCAGCUUUGAUGAUACCGGGAAAAGUAGUUUAGGUGACAUGUUCUCACCUAUCAGAGAUGAUGCUGUAGUUAACAAGGGAGGUGAUGAAUCCAUAGGCAAAAAAGAUGGCUUUGACUUUCUACCGCAGUUGAACUCAGUGUUUCCUCCAAGAAAAAACCCAGUAACUUCAAGUACUUCGGUAUUGCAUUCAAGUCCUCUUAACGUCUUUAUGGAAUCUCCAGGGAAAGAGGAAAAUGAAAAUCAUGAUCUGACAGCUGAGUCUAAGAAAAUAUAUAUGGGAAAACAGGAAUCUAAAGACUCCUUCAAACAGUUAUCAAAGUUGAUCACGUCUGGUGCUGAAAGUGGAAAUUUAAAUACCUCUCCAUCAUCUAACCAAACAAGAAAUUCUGAGAAAUUUGAAAAGCCAGAGAAUGAAAUUGAAGCCCAGUUGAUAUGUGAACCCCCAAUCAAUGGGUCCUCAACUCCAAAUCCAAAGAUAGCAUCUUCUGUCACUGCUGGAGUUGCCAGUUCACUCUCAGAAAAAAUAGCCGAUACCAUUGGAAAUAACCGGCAAAAUGCACCCUUGACUUCCAUUCAAAUUCGUUUUAUUCAGAACAUGAUACAGGAAACGCUGGAUGACUUUAGAGAAGCAUGCCAUAGGGACAUUGUGAAUUUGCAAGUGGAGAUGAUUAAACAGUUUCAUAUGCAACUGAAUGAAAUGCAUUCUUUGCUGGAAAGAUACUCAGUGAAUGAAGGUUUAGUGGCUGAAAUUGAAAGACUUCGAGAAGAAAACAAAAGACUACGGGCCCACUUUUGAAAUUUCAGUGUAUACCUUAAUGUUCUGUAAUUUGGGAAGUUUCUGGGAACACAGAACUGCAUAGAAUCAGUGUUGUUUUCAUGGCCUCCAGGGAAAAGAUUUUUUUUCAGGUAAAAGUAAAAGGGUGAUGGGAUUUUACACCAACCACUGUUUUCACCUUUAAAAUAUGUAUAUUUUUAUAAUAAAAAUUGUACAGUAUGUUAUCUACCCAAUAGGAAAGUCAACAGGAUCUUUAUUUUUUGAAAGCUUUAGCCAUCUACUAAGUGCCCUUUUUCAUAAGAGAAGAAAAUUGUUCAUCAGAAUUGAUUAUGUUUGUGUUUUAGUCAUCUUUUUUUAAACAUAUAUUUUUGAUUGACAGAUGGCCUUUCAAAUUUUUUGGGCUAGUUGAGAUUUAAAGUGUUUGAUAUGCCUUCUAUUUUUAUGAGAAAAUAAUUUAAAAAUGGCAGCUCGUGUUUCUAAGCGAUUACUAAUAAAGCAUAGGGUUGGCUAAUAAUUAUUUUCUUAACUUGAUGAAGUCAAGUAUGACUAUUAUUUAUUGUACAUUUAAUAAGACAUUUUUGGAAUUUUGAAUUGCACAAAUGACAUGAUAUCUUUUGCAUUUAUGUUACUAUAUUGUACAUCUGACAAAUCUUUACUCCUGGGUGGUAUUUUUCUUUUUAGAUAUCUUUACCUAUGAAAAUUGUUUAAGGGUUCAUAGGACUUGACAAGAGCUAUCUAUCUGCUGAUUAUCUAUUGUACUGUAAAAUUUCAAUCAACAUGACAACUUAUAAUGAGUGGAGAUUCCAUAUUAGAUGCUAAAUAUUACAGUACUAUUGCUUUAAUUCUUUGUGUACUGUGUAUAAUAUUUUUAUAUUAUUGGCCUUACUAUAAAAUUAUUCAGAAAGGUUGUCAAAAUAAUUUGUACCUCUUUGGCAGUAGUUAGAUGUAUACAUCUACCUACUGUAAUUAACAAUUUUAGGUUAAAUGCAAGCUUGGGAGGGCUACUGACUUGUUCACCUUCUUGUUGUCUCUUGUCCCAAAGAUUUAAACUAUGUACCUUUGUAUAGUUCUCCUCUCCCAUUUUGACUUCUGCGAUGAAAGUAUUUACCAGAAUUAAAAAAAAAAAAAAAAACCUCUAGCUUAGCUUACUAACUUUAUUGGUUUCUGAAGUGAUAGAAGUUUUUAAGCAUAUUUAAUAAGCAUAAACUUACUAAUAAUUACUUCUAAACAUAAAAACAGGAUUAUUACUUUUUCCCAGUGUGGUUUAUAGAAUACAUUUGUACUGAAGCAUAUAGGGAUGUUAAUGUGAUCUUUUCCUGACAGAUUAUGAAAGCAUUAUGACUUGUAACAAGUUUCCUUGUAUAUUACUAUCUAACAGGUUCAGAAGACAUAAAUAUUAGUGUGUUUUGCCUACAUAAUGUAUUUAAAUCUAUUAAUAUUUUCUUACUGCCUUUUUAAAAAAUAAAUGCACAUAAUGUGUAUUAAAAGAGGUGGGAUAAAAUACUUUUGGUAAUUAUAUGUAUAGAUGAAAAAUUUUUGUCAUGGAAUUUAAAAGCUAAGUAAGUAUAAAAAAUAAAAUUUUAUAAGCAAAAAAUAGGAAACCUGAAAUUGAAAUUUUGUCAUUGGCCAAAAUCAUGAGAGAUUUACUUUGCCACCUGAAAUAAAAGAAAGAAAA